Molecule: messenger RNA, 1797 nt
Organism: Zophobas morio
Lineage: Eukaryota; Metazoa; Arthropoda; Insecta; Coleoptera; Tenebrionidae
Exons: 2
Coding region: 1-1797 (598 amino acids)
Cellular component (GO): nucleus
Molecular function (GO): DNA binding
Source: RefSeq, a predicted model, not a curated record
AUGUGUGACAGGAGGAUGUCGUCACAGGCUCUGCUAGGGAAAGAACACGGCGUGGUGGACUAUGUCAGUCAAAAAAGAACAAUACUAUGGUCCGAAAGCGAUAUGGAAAAAGCUGCCGUAGCUGUAAAAAGUAAAAAAAUUGGCUAUUUGCGGGCAGCCAAACAUUUCAAUGUGCCUAGAACGACUUUAUAUAGAUAUGUUAAAAAAAACAAGGAAAUUAAGAAAGAAAAAUUAGAACUAGAAGAAGAACUUGUUCAAUAUCUGUUGACUAUGGAGUCGAAAUUUUUUGGCCUAACGAGGAAAGAUGUGCGUUCAAUUGCUCACCAGUUGGCCAAAGUAAAUAAAAUUGAGAAUCCAUUUAACGCAUUUUCAGCAACCGCCGGGAAAGAUGGGUUACGACGAUUCUUAAAAAGACAUCAAAAUUUAAGUAUAAGAAAACCUACGGGUACUUCUAUCUCCAGGUCACUUGGAUUUAAUAGAGAACAAGUGGAUAUAUUUUUUAACGAAUUAGAAAAGUUAAUGGCACACUUUAAUUUUUCAGCAAAUAGAGUGUUUAAUGUGGAUGAGACUGGCCUUUGCAUAGUGCAGUCUAAAACUGCUGAGAUUAUUGCAUUGAAAGGAAAACGUCAGAUAGGAGCAAUAACAUCUGCGGAAAGAGGCUCUUUGGUAACCGCAGUUUUAUGCAUGAGUGCAGGUGGCGUGUUUAUCCCACCCAUGUUAAUAUUUCCGAGGAAAAAUUCAAGUGAAAUUCUCAAAAAAGGUGCUCCACCAGAAACGCUCUUUGCUUUUCACCCAUCAGGAUGGAUCCAAACCCAUCUUUUCACGGAAUGGUUCCGUCAUUUUGUCAAAAAAGUCCAACCCACUAAAGAAAAUCCUGUGCUUCUAAUACUGCAUGGACAUAACACACACACAAGAAACCUUGACGUGAUUGUAGAAGCAAGAAACAACUUUGUCUCGAUUUUAUGUCUACCACCUCACACAUCCCACAAAAUGCAACCCUUGGACAAAACGGUCAUGGGAGCUUUAAAAACCUACUAUUCUGAAGAAAUAAGAUGUUUUAUGCGUUUACAUCAACGCGCAGUCACACAUUUCGAUAUAUCUGAGCUUUUUGGAAAAGCUUACCUAAAAGUUCAAUCAGGCGAAAGGGCUGUGAAGGGGUUUAGAAUGACUGGGAUUUAUCCCUGUCGUAGAGAUGUGUUCACAGAAGAAGAUUUUAUUGCAGCUUCUCAGGUUUUAAACACUGUGGAACACCAAGCUAAGAAAAACGCUGUAAAUGAAGAAAUUUCCGCUCAAAAUCAGGUAAAAAUGGUAGUUUUACCUGAGGACAUCGUACCCAUUCCUCUGUUAAAGAAAACACAAGGUACUCGUGGGCGAAAGAGUGGAAAAGCAAAAUUAAUUACUUCAACACCGAACAAGGACGAGCUCGAAGAAUCGAUGAACCAAAAGGAAAAAAGGGAUAGCGUUAAAAAGAGAAUUUUUACAGAACCUGGACCAAGCAAAAUUUCUUUAAAAACAUCAACGAAGAAUAAAAGAAAAAGUAAACCACGAGGAGCUCCACCUAGCAGAAGUGCUAACAGCAGCAGCAGCAGCAACGUUUCGUUCCACGAUUCUUCAGAUGAAGAAAUGUCUAUCCGUGAAGAUCCAGACGAAAAUGUAGAAUGCAUUUUUUGUAGGCAAAAGUUUUUGGAUAGCCAGAAAGGUGAAAUGUGGGUCCAGUGCGUCGUGUGUGGCAUGUGGGCGCACGAAGAGUGUGGUGGCGCAGAAAAAGACGUUUAUAUUUGUGACUUUUGUCAGUAA